UUAUAUACAUAUGUUUUAUUCUUAAUAGUUAGAACUUUAUCCCAACUGGUCAAAACAAUGUGACCACCUGUGAUUCUGAUACUGUUCAAGACGUUAGCCAGCAGACCAGCAAAGAUGAGUAUGUAUCUGUCCAUGACUUAGGCUUGUGGAAGUCUUUGGCAGCAUUCAAAGUCUUCUCCAGAAAUGCCAGUCUUAUUUUACUCACAACCACAUUUUCGGUUGAGAGGUCGACGUCCAUUGCAACUUAAUUUUCUGGUCCCUCUCAGACAGCGAAAAGUUGGAACAAUGAUCGUACAGUAGAGAUGAGUCACGGGACUUGGUUGACUUGGUCGUGGAUGAAGAAAUUGGAGCCCAUAAAUCCCUUUGACGGGCGAAAGAGUAGUCAAGAAGAAUGGUAAAUUCGAAAGCUGUAAAUUUGGAGCAAGAUAAGAAAAUGAUUUUUCUGUAACAUGUAAGGAUUCAAAGUGGCUUUUCAUUUUAGUUGGUAAUCAGAUUCUCAUGCUAGUGCUGCGUUUGCUCUUUAAUAGGAGCAUUUUGCCUUUCUUGGAAUGGAAUACCAAUAGAGCUAGAGAUAGAUUCGAAUCAAAUCAAAUUUGGAUAAAGAUCUAUACAAACUUGGCUCGAAUUUUUAAUGCCCAACUCAAAUUUGAUGGAAUUGAUACAUAAUUUUGCAGGAAAGAUAUCAUCAGUUCAUUUCCAGCACAGUGAUCAAUUUCAUUGUAGGAAGAAUGCAGAUUGCUAGUGAAAGCCAAGUUAUGACUCACUAUAUCAGUGAAAAAAUUGUAGUUUAACCCUCCUGAAUUUUAUCUUGAUUCGCCACUUGUUGGCGUCCAAUCUAAACUCACGAAUUAAAAUAUGUUUUUCGUUGCUAUGUUUUAUUUCUUGCAGCGUAGCCAACAUGUAACAAUGGAGGGCACUUCGAACAAGUAUCUUUAUAAUUCAAACAUCCAAUCAGUUCGUCUUAACUCAUUAUAUAUGUUCUUCCUCACUUCCCUAAUUUCCGUUGCCGUUCCAGGCGAUUCACCGGCUCCAAACCCUUCCACAAAUAGCAAACUUGUCAAUUGCGGUGGGCAAGGCAACAUAACUGCUUUCGACAACCGGAACUGGAUUGGAGAUAAUGAUAACCCUCUCCUAGAUUUACAAGCAAACGGAAAAUCAAGAGUCUCUGAAUCGCCAUUCACCUACAUCGACAAGGUUUACUUGCGAGCCCGGUAUUCCUAUUCGCCAUUCACCUACGUAUUCCGCAUCUCCGCAGGUCAAAAGUUCAUCCGCCCGCAUUUCUAUCCAGAUUCUUGUAAAGAAAUUGAAAGCUCUAAAGAUUUAUUCUCUGUUACUGCCAGUUCUUUUACUCUUCUCAGCAAUUUUAUGCCUUCACGUAUAGCUGUUACUUCCGGCCAAAAAGCCAUUUUCAAAGAAUUUUGCAUUGACGUCGAAGAACAUCAAAGUUUAAACAUUACGUUCACUCCAGAUGGCCAUGAUGCAUAUGCUUUUAUCAAUGGAAUUGAAAUAUCAUCCAUGCCAGCCAAUCUUUAUUAUACCGGACCAGGAGAUAAACCAUUAAAAUUUCUUGGCCUAGUGAAUUCAUACGGUAUUGAAAACAGCAGUGCCCUUGAAACAGUGUACCGAAUAAACAUCGGCGGGAGUUUUAUCUCACCCCAGGACGACACAGGCCUGUAUCGAACUUGGCUUGUUUGGAAGAAAGACUACUUGACAGAUGCGAGACCAAGGGCUUAUGUCUUUAACUCUAGUAUUAGUCUCAGUUUCCGUCAGACACCUAAUUACACUGCUCCAGUUGAAGUAUAUAAAACUGCUAUGUCGAUGGGACAAGACAGAAAUGUUAACGAAAAUUAUAAUCUCACUUUGGGGUUCCCAGUGGAUUGUGGGUUCACGUAUUUUGUUAGGCUUCAUUUUUGCGAGAUUCAGGUAGAGAUAAAAGAGCUUGGCGAUAGAGUUUUUGAGAUCUUCAUAGCUAACCAAACUGCUGAGACUCAAGCAGAUGUGAUUCGAUGGAGUGGUGCAAAUGGUGUUCCCGUAUACAGAGAUUACGCUGUGAUAAUAGGUUCAGAAGGAAAUGAGAAGCAGAAGAAUCUCACCAUUAAACUCCACCCAGCUCCCAGAUGGAAGACCAAAUACUCGGAUGCCAUCUUGAACGGUCUUGAAAUCUUCAAAGUGGACAAUAAUAAAAACCUGGCAGGAGAUUAUUCUGUCCCUAUGACCAACCCACCCAAGGUUGUGUCACUAAAGAAUUCUAAACGUGCAGAAAUUAAAAUUUCCAUAAUUGCUGUAUCCAGCUUUAUGGUGAUUUUUAUUAUAAUUUUAAUCAUUUUUUGGCUUAGACGGAAAACGGUAGAUUCAGGGUCCGGCGCUGGGGUUUCAAUGGGUCCAACUUCUGGUAACGCUGAGUCAAGUGAGUCCCGUGGCUUAACUCAACCAGUUGAUGAUCUUUGUACCCACUUUUCACUAUCUGAAAUCAAAGUGGCUACAAACAACUUCGACGAAAUUUUAAUAAUCGGAGUUGGAGGGUUUGGUAACGUGUACAAAGGCUGGUUCAUUGAUAACGAGGCCACUCCUGUUGCCAUCAAACGCUUGAAUCCAGGGUCACAGCAGGGUGCCCUAGAGUUCAAAACAGAAAUUGAAAUGCUCUCCCAGCUCAGACACCGUCAUUUGGUGUCUCUAAUUGGUUACUCCGACGAAGAUGGGGAGAUGAUCCUUGUAUACGAUUACAUGGCGCGUGGAACGCUACGAGGUCAUCUCUAUAACACCAAUAAUCCUCCUCUUCCAUGGAACCUAAGGCUUCAGAUUUGCAUCGGUGCAGCUCGUGGGCUUGAUUAUCUUCACACUGGCGCCAGGCACAAUAUCAUUCAUCGUGAUGUGAAGACAACAAAUAUCUUGUUGGAUGAAAGAUGGAUAGCCAAGGUUUCAGAUUUCGGAUUGUCCAAAAUAGGACCCACAACCAUGUCCCAAACUCAUGUUAGUACAAUGGUCAAGGGUACUUUCGGGUAUUUAGAUCCGGAUUACUUUCUUCUUCAGGAGCUUACAGAAAAAUCUGAUGUAUACUCUUUUGGUGUAGUGUUAUUGGAAGUAUUGUGUGCUAGACCACCUCUACUCCGAGCGGUGGAUAGGAAGGAAGCGAGUUUAGCUGUUUGGGCCAGAGAAUGUCAUAACAAUGGUACUUUUGAUCACAUUGUUGAUCCAUUUUUGAAGGAUAAGAUAGGGCGCGAGUGCUUGAAGAAAUUUGGAGAGGUAGCAGUAAGCUGCUUGAAUGAAGAUAGGAACAAAAGACCAUCCAUGAGUGAAGUAAUAUAUGGACUCGAGUUUGCAUUUCAGAUUCAGAAUAGUGAAGAGAAGGAUGAGGAACUUGGCGAAGUUGAAGAUGGGAUAACGCCUCUUGAGAAUUCAGAUUGCAGUCUCCUGUUCAAUCUGUGAGAAUAUAUAGCGACUAGUUAUUGUCAUCUUUUUAUACUACAUGUUCAGGUCUCCAUUAAUCGAGUUGUGUUCUCUGUAUUAAGAAACCCACAAGAACAAUCAGCAAACUAUUAUCCUCUUCGAUCAAUUUGUUCUAUA
This is a messenger RNA of Mangifera indica (mango), 3564 nucleotides long. RefSeq names its product receptor-like protein kinase FERONIA. Gene Ontology annotation, molecular function: ATP binding; protein kinase activity. The transcript has a single exon. Lineage: Eukaryota; Viridiplantae; Streptophyta; Magnoliopsida; Sapindales; Anacardiaceae. The record is from RefSeq and is a predicted model, not a curated record. Gene Ontology annotation, biological process: protein phosphorylation. The coding region runs from base 856 to 3426 and encodes 856 amino acids.